AUGGAGAUCGAUCUAUGCGCUGUUACGGAAAGACCCAGCUCGAUAUUCGGACUCUCGGGAGAUGCUACUAUGACUCUCGGCUCGAUCGACCUCGUUGUUAAAGCCGGGAGCGUCAUCAAAGUCACGGAAUUCUUAGUCAUCGACCGCCCAACAUCGUACAACGCGAUCGUCGUUUCAACCCCUCGUGGAGUCGAAACUAUACAAGGAGACUACAGGAUGUCGCAAGUAUGUUUCGCCGCCGAGUUAAAAAGAAAGAAAUUUUCGAUCAAAACUUCCCAUAAAAAGAAAAAAAAGCUGACACUCGAUGAGAACGCCCAGAAACGAGACUCGGAAGUCUUCUGGCAAUCUCAAAGGGCCGAAGCCCUAGAAGGGAAGCACGAACCGACUUGCGAACCGGUAAUUUCGAUCUGCCUCGACGAAUCCUCUCCGGAGCGAUGCGUCGAGAUUGGAGCCAACCUCCGCGAGCCACUAAAGACAGAGCUCAUCGCCUGUCUCAAAAAGAACCUCAAUGCGUUCGCUUGGGCCGCGGAAGAUAUGCCAGGGAUCGAUAUCGGCAUAACGUAUCAUGAGCUUAACAUCGAUCCGACCUACAGACCCGUCAAACAAAAAAGACGAAAGCUAGGACCGGAGAGUGCUACCGUGAAAAACGGUAAAUGGCGAGUAUGCGUCGAUUUCACCGAUCUCAACAAGGCAUGUCCAAAGGAUUGCUUCCCACUCCCGCACAUCGACCUACUGGUCGAAGCAACAGCAGGGAACAAACUCUUAUCAUUUAUGGAUGCCUUCUCCGGGUACAAUCAGAUCAUGAUGAAUCCCGACGAUCGUGAGAAAACUCCGUUCAUCACCGAUUAG
Messenger RNA from Brassica napus (rape), 849 nucleotides. RefSeq lists its product as uncharacterized. The coding region runs from base 1 to 849 and encodes 282 amino acids. The transcript is spliced from 3 exons. The record is from RefSeq and is a predicted model, not a curated record. Lineage: Eukaryota; Viridiplantae; Streptophyta; Magnoliopsida; Brassicales; Brassicaceae.